CUGUGGUGGUUCUGUGUAGAGGUAGCAAGAAGAAAAAAGGCAGAGAGGAAUUCGUUGUUUAAUGAGAAUACGGAGCGGCGCUGUGCACGCACCGAGAGGAAAGAGGCUGAAACGAAGGGAAGAAAAAAGUGGGUAUAGAUUUAAAACACAAAACAAGAAAAAGCUGAGAGGGACGCAGACCGGAGACGAAGAAAUCACGCUCCAAUUGAUGAUAAGGGAUUACAAAUUAUUCCUGUUAUUACCGAGCGAACUAUUUCUAGGGGGAAUUGAUGGUGUCUUUACAGAGCAGAAGUCUAACGGACCUUGCCGAGAGGAGGAAUUUGAAUGCGCUCGGCUGAAUCAUGCUGAGGUUGUGGAUAAUAACUUUGGCAAUCAGUUUUAACAAAGUGUGGACAGUGAGGUUCUCUCAGGAGCCAGCGGACCAGUCGGUUGUCCUGGGAGACACUGUAGUCCUGUCCUGUGUUGUCUUCAACUACACCGGCAUCGUUCAGUGGACCAAGGAUGGACUGGCACUGGGCGUCGGAGAGGGCCUCAGGGCCUGGCCACGGUACCGGGUUCUGAGGGUGAUAGACAUGGGUCAAUAUAACCUGGAGAUCUCUGCUGCAGAGCUGUCUGAUGACUCCCUGUAUGAGUGCCAGGCCACGGAGGCAGCCCUGCGCUCCCGCAGAGCCAAGCUAACUGUCCUCAUACCUCCCGAUGACCCGGUGGUCGCAGGCUUCCCGGAGAUCUUGUUGAUCGGCGACGUCCCCUACAACCUGAGCUGUGUGACGCGGGGGGCCAAGCCGCUGGCCGUCAUCGAGUGGGAACGGGACGGGGUGCCCCUGGAGGGCGCCAUCAGCACCACGGAGGUCCUACCAGACAGAAAAAGGGUGACGACGAAAAGCUUGCUACCCAUAAUCCCCAAGGACUAUGACACAGGACACAACUUCACCUGUGUGGCCAGAAACAAGGCUGUGCCCCUGGGCAAAAACACCACUGUCACCCUCAACGUGCAACAUUCCCCCAAGGUGAACCUGUCCAUGCAUCCUCGGUCUGUCCUGGAGGGAGAGAGAAUCACCUUUAACUGCCAGGCCUUCGCCAACCCGCCCAUCAUGGGCUUCCGGUGGGCAAAAGGCGGUGUUCUCCUGGCUGGGGCGAGGGAGAGCGUGUUGAUGACCACAGCGGACCACUCCUUCCACACCGAGCCGGUGUCCUGCUCAGUGUUCAACGCAGUGGGACACACCAAUGUCAGCAUCGUUGUGGACGUACACUAUGGUCCUAUUCUGAAGGUGGAGCCCAGGCCAGUGACAGUGGAUGUUGACUCUGAGGCUAAACUAAAGUGCAAGUGGUCCGGGAACCCUCCCCUCACGCUCACCUGGACCAAGAAGGGCUCUAGCAUGGUCCUCAGUAACAACGAGGAGCUGGUCCUGAAGUCUGUGAGCCAGGCUGAUGCGGGCCAGUACGUGUGCAAGGCCAUUGUGCCCAGGAUCGGAGUGGGGGAGAGAGAGGUCACUCUCACUGUUAAUGGCCCUCCCAUCAUCUCCAGCGAGUCCGUCCAGUAUGCAGUGAGAGGAAAGAGAGGAGAGGUCAAGUGUUUUAUCGCCAGCACCCCUCCACCAGAUAAGAUUGUGUGGGCGUGGAAGGAGAACGUGUGGGAGAAGGAGAAGGGGACUCUUCUGGAGAGGUACACGGUGGAGCAGAGCAAACCCAACUCCCCGGGGGGGGCUGUCCUCUCCACCCUCACCAUCAACAACGUCAUGGAGUCAGACUUCCACUCACCGUACAACUGCACCGCCUGGAACGCCUUCGGCCCCGGGACCAUGAUCAUCACCCUUGAGGAGAACGAGAUAUUUCCAGUUGGUAUAAUAGUUGCUGGAAUCGUCGGAUCCUCCAUUCUUCUCCUGGGGUUUCUCCUGGCUCUAGCCUUCUUCCUGUACCGCCAGAGAAAAGGCAGUCGGCGUGGGGUCACCUUAGGGAAGCCAGACAUCAAGGUGGAGACGGUCAACAAGGAGACGCACAGCUUAGAGGAGGAGACUGGGAACGUUUCCACGGCAACACGGAUGGUCAAGGCCAUGUACUCUUUUCUGCCCUCUGUCUCCCUCUCUCCCUCCACUCAGCCUUUCAAAGACGAUGUGGAUCUGAAGCAGGACCUGCGCAGUGAGCUUGACACCCGUGAGGAGUACGAACUGAAGGACCCAACGAAUGGCUACUACAAUGUCCGCGCGACCACUCACGACGACGCUCGUGCCUCCUCCCGCUCUGUGCUGUACCAGGGAGAGUUUCGGAGCAACCCCGGAGGAGGAGCCACAGGCGCCGCCCCCACCGGUCCAGCCGGCGGCCCGGGUGGGGUAAUGGCUGCAGGAGGAGUCCCCGGGUCGCGGAUGGGGUGCUACGACCCCCGACCCCCGUCCAGGAUGUCUCAUGCUAGCUACGCCCAGUUCAACACCUUCACCAGGACAGGGCAGAGCCAAGGUCCACCCAACAGCUCCCAUCCCUCCCACCCCGCCGCGCAGACCGGCGACUUCCUCGGAGAAUGCAGCCCAUUGGACGCUAACACUAAGCUGACCUAUGACAACUUCGGCUACCCCGCCUAUCGGAUGGGCUUUGCCCCGCCCCUGGAAGGGGGCCCGGCCUAUGAGAUGUACUCAACGGGACAAGGGGUGGGACCGAGGCCAGUCCAAGGACCAAUCGAAGGCCAAGGCCAGGGACCGGAAACUGUGGUGGGGAAGUAUGGGACGUCGACCCGAUUUUCCUACUCCUCUCCUCCUGGUACCGAGUACAACCAGAGACACACGCAGAGGAUGCAGACACACGUGUGACAGAGAUAACCAUUCUAUGGUACACUGUUGGACUGGUUUUCAAACACACACACACACAUACACAGUUAUAUAUACAAACACAUAUAUAUACACACAUAUACACAUUGGUAUUUUCCACACUCCUACCCUGCCACACAACACACCGACAAACAAUUGACACUGUAACGUAACAUUUUGUGUUAUGUUAUGGCCCAGGAGUGGAAAAAGCGAAAGCCACAAUCAAACGAGAGGAGAAGUGAAAUGAUGAGAGGAACACAGUGGGAGAACUUUCCUUAAACAAGGAGAGGAGGAUGGCUUUGGAAGAGUAUGAUUAGUUGACAUGUUGAUGGAAAUCAUCUAGAGGUUUACAUGUUGUCCUUUACUCCUCCUGUCUGUGGGACUCUCCAUCUGCCCAAACUCUCAGCCUAUCUCUGUACAGAUGCUAUGGGAUGAACAUAGGAAGAUUACAUUAUUAGUAAAACUUCUUACAAACUUACAGCAAAUAUCUACAUCAACAGAACUACAGUACACACCUGUUAUACCCUCAAACACUGUUUUACACACUUGCACACACACACACACACACACACAGACACACAUGAACUCACAUCAAAAUACGAACAACGAGCACCUUUUUCACACAGCUUGGCGGCUUGUAAUGGCAGAAACAGAGCAGCACCUCAAUAGCUGCUUUGCAGGCCUGACACCUGAAGACGACGCGUACAGAAACACACAUACACACUCCCUCUGCAUCUCUCUCAUACAUGAUAGGAGACAGAGAUCCUGCUGUGUUCAGGCAUGGGGACAGCUUGUGCUCCGUAUGUGGAGCUUUUCAACCCGCUUCUUCUUGAUGCCGCUACAUACCGCUGUAUGGCCAAAGGGCUCCUUGGAGAAGUUAAGGAGACACGGAGUGCCUCCCAAAUGGCACCCUACUCCUAACGCAAGGCACUGACCAGGACCCGUCGGGCUCUGCUUAACAGUACCGCACCAUCUAGGGGAUAGGGUUAGAAUUGGGACUUGGGCCGGCGUCACAGUGUAGCAGCUCUCAUGCCAACAUGGACAUUUUACCUCUGAUACGAAAGAGGAUUGCUGGGUCAAGCACUUUAACCCCUGUAAGUUACGGUGGGGUACGAUGCACCCCGCCUAGACAGAGUGGGUUAUGGGUACUGGAAUGCGGUUUGGUAAACACUAUGCCACUUAUGUAGGGUAACCUUGGGGAAAGGAUGGAGCUGUAGCAAGCUUCUCCAAAUUCGUCCUCUUCCUCCGCCAUUUUUAAUGUAAUUCCAUACCUACCCCACAUUUCACCCAGAUUUAUAUGGCGUGCUUGGGAAGGUGGGGGAAAGAGCUUUUGUAUUAUUAAAAUGAAUUGCUACGAUUUGUACAAAUGGCCCUCCCCACCUUAAAAGAUUGCUGUAUUCGUCUCUCUCACUUGCACAUUACAGUAGAACAUUUUUCCAUAUUUAUACCUAAAUAUAAGAACUGAAUAGCAUUUACAAACAUUUUGUAUAAUUUUUUAUAAGGAGUUAUGGACCAAAGGUACUGGGUUGUGGGUGACAUUCACUUUUACAAUUCAGUGUUCUGAGACUUCUGUGUCGAGGCCAAACCUUGGAUCAGAACAGUGAGAAACGUCCUUCCUGGAUAUUAGUUUCUAUUCGAGUCCAUCUUUCUUACAUAUAACUCUCUUCCAGACCUGAACGUUCCUUACAUAUGAAAACAGAGUAGAUUAGAGAAUUUUACUGUAAGUGAAGUGUUUGAGUGGGCGUGGUGAGGGGCUUCUUUUCAAAAGAUAAAUCUUCAGUCAGAAAGCAGAUCUUUUUUUCUUCCUCAUUCAAUUUAUUUUCUAAAUAAAUGCCUUCCCUGUAUGAAGUCAGUUUUUAAUCCUUGCAUUAUCGUGCCCGAAAAAGGGAUGUUAUUUUAUUUUUAUUUUAUCCUGGAGUGAACUUUUAUACACUCAUCCUUUACUUUGUUAUGUGUGUAUUUAUUUAACGGGAGUUAUCAUAGAAGGAUGUUGCCUGCUUUCUUAAUUACACAUUAUUUCCUAAAUGAAAGGCACUUCAGUUGACCAGUGUCCAUACAAGACAUAGGGUUCCAUUUGGGACAUAACCUCAGACCAAAACAGUGAUAAUACAUGGCGUAAAACAUAUGCACAACCAGGCCAAACCAGGCAGAAUACCCAGUCUCAUCCGGAACAAACCAGGCAGUACAGAUGUCACCCAGGCCAAACCCAGGCCAGGCCCUGGUGUCUGGUUCCAGUACUGAGUACUGAUCUGUGUUACUGUGUUCCAGAGCAGGAAUGACUGAUUGAGAUGUGAGUCUGACCGUGUUAUCUAAUAGUGCCAAUAAAACGGCAACGAACAAAGCUGACGAACAAACGCAGCAGCCAUUUGUGGGUACAGUACCUGUGUGUGUGUAUGUGUGUGUAGAAGGACGACUAUGUAUGAGUUGUGAAGAGAAAGCAGGAAAGGGACGUGUGGAAAGACCAAAUUAUUCCCUAUUCCGUAUAUAGUGCACUUGACCCUGUUCUAAAUUAAUGCACCAAAUAUGGAAUAGGUUGCCAUUUGGGACAUAGUCAAAGAGCCAUUGUGUGGCUUUAUGCUUUGGACAUGCUGCUGUUGACUGGGUUUAUGCUCACUGGAAGACAUCGCAGAGAAAACAUUUUGUUUGAGAUCUCCAUUCUUCAUAUAGUGCAACGCUUUUCAUUAGGGCCCAUCGGACCUUGGUCAGAACUCCUGCAUGACCAGAUCCCAGUGGACCCUGGCCCAAUGUGGUGCACUAUCAGGGGAAUAUGGGAUCAUUUGGAUCAUUUGGAGUUUGUAUGAAGGAUUCCAUAUCACCACACAGUGGAUAUAAAAAGUCUACACACCCCUGUUAAAGUGCCAGGAUCUUGUGUAAAAAAUUAAACAAAGAUAAA
Molecule: messenger RNA, 5688 nt
Organism: Esox lucius (northern pike)
Lineage: Eukaryota; Metazoa; Chordata; Actinopteri; Esociformes; Esocidae
Gene: kirrel1b
Product: kirre like nephrin family adhesion molecule 1b
Exons: 15
Coding region: 342-2798 (818 amino acids)
Biological process (GO): cell-cell adhesion
Cellular component (GO): cell-cell junction
Molecular function (GO): cell adhesion molecule binding
Source: RefSeq, a predicted model, not a curated record